Molecule: messenger RNA, 4555 nt
Organism: Poeciliopsis prolifica (blackstripe livebearer)
Lineage: Eukaryota; Metazoa; Chordata; Actinopteri; Cyprinodontiformes; Poeciliidae
Gene: rhof
Product: ras homolog family member F
Exons: 5
Coding region: 3301-3933 (210 amino acids)
Biological process (GO): cell migration; small GTPase-mediated signal transduction
Molecular function (GO): GTPase activity; GTP binding
Source: RefSeq, a predicted model, not a curated record
UUUUUUUUUUGUGUGUGUGUCGGAACACUUCCUUCUACGUUUUCGGCACUCAGAACCAAAUAUGACGACUGUAACGAAUAAUGGUUAUCGUCCAAAUGCAUUUUAGUCGAAAAACAACAACAAAAAAAGAGGAUAAAUGGUGGACUCUCCAUGAGAGGGGCUGGAACUUUGAUCAUAAAAGCGUUUUCAGGCAGGCAGUUGCUAGGCUGAUUAGUAAUCCGAGAGCUGGACGGUUGCCAUGAGAGCUCGAGAGCUUUGCAACAACAACCCCCACACACUGCCAUAUAAGGUCAACGGGAAUCCGCUGCGGCAAGCCCCUGUUUGUGUUGUAUGUAGGUGAAGGGUGCUUCAAGGCAGAAACGGGCGGAUCAGCGAGCGACCAGCACGGCGAGUCUUAGGCGCCGCAGACCAGAUAGUGGGAAUAAAUGAGAACGGGUUCUUGCAGUUAACUUCGGGGAAAGAGUUAAAUCAUAGGUGGGAGGGCCUGGAUUCGCUUGCGAUAUGGAGGGAGGGGGCUGGGGUCUCCAGGUGCAUUUGAAGGUUAAUGUUGCCUGUUUUUCAAUGCGAUGGAGUUGCCUGCGAGAUAAAUAGCAGGGCACAAAAACCCGGCUGUGGGUUCAGAGGCCUGUUAACUGCGCAUUUAUUGAAUAGUUUUGUGUUCGGAGCAGUGAAAAUGUCACUUUUGGUGGACAGUUUUGUGUCGAAACCCACCAGUGAAGGUAUUUAUAGCCUUGUAUUUGCAGGGGAAAAAAAAGCAGGGAGGAAAAAAAAAAAAGUGCCCGCUCGCCAGCGCCGCUCAGUUUACCGCUGACAGACUGGAAUAUUCCACACAGGGGAUUGGCCUCUUUUCCGCAGGACAGCUGUCUCACUCUCUCUCUCUUUCUCUCUCUCUGCUCGGCGACAAAUAUUUCAAGAAUUGUUCUCUGUUUAUUGAUAAAGGGCUCAGUGCGUGUGGACAUUCUAGGACACAUUUACAGACCACCUUUUUACGCAUAUGUGAAGCUUCGAGUUUCACUCUGUAAGUCAUGCAAGCACGUUUUAUUGUUUAUUAGACAGGGUUUUUUCCCCCACAGCUUGAAAUGGAGCCUUACAGGGAUAAUAAUUUAAAGCUGCCAGGUUGUACUGAACAUGUACUUAAAGCUGUAUAGUUUUAUUGAUCCAGUGUGUUACUAGUAACUUGUGAUUUUUAUAUUAAUGGUGUUGUAUGUAGGUUUAUUUUUUGUGACUUAAUCAUUUGUUUUUGUUUCACUAUACAGUUUUUCUUGUAGCCUCAUUAGUUGUAUGUUUAUGGCGUUUAAAUAAAGACUGUACACUCAUUUUGGAGUUUUGUGCUAUUUUAUGUUUUAUAAAAUAUUUUCAGGCCCAUACUUGAGAAAGGAUUGCAUCACCCAAAUGUAAUAAAUUACACAACAUGUGCAGGGAACAUUACUUCAGAUACAGGCUGACAUUGUUGGAUCAAUAAUGUACAAGUCAUCAUUUAUAAGAUGCUGAAAAUACCUUUUUCAGAUAAUACACAUUUAUAACACAUCAUUCUAAAGGGAUAGCUUCUUCUACUAGCUGUCUUCUAACAUUAAUCUUGAAAUGUAACUUUACAGCCUACCUCAGUUUCAGCUGAAAUGCCUUCAUGUUAAGUAAACUGGUCCAUUCAAGAACAUUUUGGUAUGUUCUGAUGAUGAACGCUCACUCCCUGUGAUCUACUCACUCUACCCCAGCAGAUUGUCUUGUUCUGUAAUCCUCAUCAGUUAAAGCUUUUCCAAAAUUGUUUUUGAAAAAUAUACUUCACUUUUAGAGCACCGUUAAUUACAUUUACUGUCCUGAUGAAAUAUAUAUAUAUAUUUUUUUGGAGCAAUGAGUGAUUGUUUAUGCCUAUUGUGCAGUGAUACCUCCCUAAUGCGAGGUAUCAGCUAGACCAUGUCUGCCUCAGGGUUUCACACAUUAACCCAUGACUAAAACUCAUGACACACUGAUUAUUUUGUUCAAUACGCCUCAAAAGUACCUUCUCAUUUUGACCUGGUGAGACGCUGAAACUUGUUUUGUAAUGUUGGUUGCAAAAUAUAAGCCGUUUAUGGCUGCAUAAACUCAAGUCCUCUGAAGACUUGGUGGAUGACUCAUGAUUUUUCUCGCCCCAAGAUUCAACCUGAACAUGAGAAUGGACCACUUAGGGUUUAGGUUAGUAUCAUCUGAAUUAAAAAAAACAACCUUUUUGAUUAUCGUGACUCAACAUUUAAAGGAAUUGUUUAAUUUGAACAAUAUUUUAGAGUUGAAUCGGAGGGAGUUCUAGGUUGGGGACAAGGUAGCCUUCCAACCUCAGAGACUUGCAGUUAUUCGCCAAACAAAUCUUCAGAAAACCAGUGGAAACAUGGAAAACAGCUGGUCCACAGUUGUGGAAAGAUUUGAUUGCUGUAAUGCCAACAAAAAAAUGUUUCCAUUGAUUGUUGAAGGGGGUUUGAAUUGUUUUCAUCAAGUCAAUUUUUAUGAAAUGUAAAUUGAUUCUUUUUUUAAAUGACUCUCUUUUUCCAUUUACCUGUUGAGCAGUGGCGUCUCAUUUAUCAGAAGGAAACUUCCUUGUUGAAUGGAAAUAACUGAAGAUGUAAAUCUGAAACUCAGCUGAACUUAAAAUAUACAAACACAUCAAGUAUAACGUUUUGUAUCCUCGUUCUCUUCAACAAAUCCCGCCUACUGGUGAUAUAAACAGUGAAGUCAAAUUAGACUUCAGUUUCUUCUCCUGCCCCCACAUGUACAACAACAGUUUUGAAGAAGGUGUGAGGUUAUUACACUCACUGUCCUCACUUUUCUGAACCACAGAGGUAGGGAAUGGUUUUAUAGUGAUGCCUGUGCAAACAAAAGCCUGUCCGAAAGCAUUUAUGGUUUUGGGUUAAGUGCUAUCUUCCCUCCUUACAAAUUGCCACUCAGUGGAGGCUGUCCCUCACUUUGAGCCCACACCCACAGGAUGAAAUAAGCAGAAGAGGAAGUAGGAGUAGCCAGUCUUGGUGACUAUACAUGUGCAGUUCGGCUGCAGGCUUUCUGCAGCUCUCUGUGAGCAUGCCUGUUGAUGGGACAGGAGAGAAGUGCAGGGGGGGACAGUUGGAAACGGCGUCAUGUUGACAGGAAGAGGAAGUGGUGAGCUGUUUGAACUACCUGGUAAACCAUGAGACAUGCCUGUUCCUGUCUCUGUGAUCUCAACUCGAUCCAAAUGUAGAGUUACCUGUUUUCACAAAAUCUCUCACUAAAAUCUGGAGCGAGCGCCUUCUUGCCUCGUACUGCCUGGCACGCAUUUGAGUGUUUCGAGGGAACCAAAACAUGACACAAAACGGUGCCGGACCCGGCAGCGGUUCCACAAAAAAGGUAGAAGAACUUAAAAUUGUGAUUGUGGGAGAUGGAGGCUGUGGGAAAACUUCUCUUCUGAUGGUUUAUGCCAAAGGUGAUUUUCCAGAGAAAUAUGCGCCAUCAGUGUUUGAAAAGUAUGUCACAACUAUCUCCCUGGGAGGAAAAGAGAUACAGCUCAACCUGUAUGACACAGCCGGACAAGAUGACUAUGACAGACUGAGGCCACUGUCGUACCAAGAAGCUAAUCUGGUUUUAAUCUGCUUUGAUGUGACCAACCCUACCAGCUUUGAGAAUGUUAUGAUCAAGUGGUACCCAGAGGUGAAGCACUUCUGCAGGGGCACACCGGUGAUCCUGAUUGGCUGCAAAACUGACCUCAGGAAGGAUAAAGAGUGUUCAAGGAAAUUGAAGGCCAUGAAUCUGAAUCCCAUCACAUAUGUUCAGGGCGAGGAGACUCGGCAGGAGAUGAACGCGGAGCUCUAUCUCGAGUGUUCGGCCAAACAUCAGGAGAACGUGGAGGACAUUUUCAGAGAGGCGACAAAAAGAGCUCUGGCCUUCAACCGAAAACAGAGGAACAACAAGAGGAAGAAAAAAUGUCUUAUUCUGUGAAGAUACAAACUUUCAGGAUCCCACGCUCUUGCAGGCAAUUGUUAGAGGAUCCUUUGCUAUGUUCAACGCAUUUGGACACUUGAGAUGGCAAAUAUAAUUUGCGUCCUACAGAUAUGAAAGUAAAAAAAAAAAAACCCUGAUAGGAUGUGUGUUAUGAGCACCCCGGAAGGCCUGUUAGUAAUCUUCAACAGCGCAACAAAAAUUGCGAUUGCUGCAGCAGGAAGGGCAGUUUUGCAAGUUGUAAUGACAUUUUCUAAUGUAGCAUACAAGACACUUCUUGUAUGCAUUUUAUACUUUUUGUGUUUAUGUACAAGUAUUUUUUUCCUGAAAGUAUUUUGCACAACUGCAGAAAGUUGUCUACAUCUAUUUAUUAAUGGAAAUCUUCAGUUCUUGAGCUGAAAUUCGUAGGCAACAUAAUUCUACAUAGAAUAGUUGUUGGUUGUCUUUAUGUAAAGGUACUGUAACUUUAAAGUAGCACUGGUUGGCUACCAACAUGGCCACAUUAGACCGCUUAGUAAUUCUUAACUUUACCAACAGCACCCACUUGAGGCAGAAAAUAAACUCGCAAGCGCUAUGAAUAUUCUAAAAUUAAACGCAAACAUUGUCUGGAUCUUCACAUAAA